AUGGAGAGCUUCCUAAGCAGUAUCAUGGACGAGGAUGCCAUCUCUGUUGACCUCAUGGACGAGCAGUGCUAUACCCGUGAAGGUUACGACGCUGAUGACAUGGACAUUGAUACACCGACACACUCAUCCGGCGCGGAAUCUAUCGAUCCUUUUGACUUUGUGUACUCGAACCUCCCAAACAGCACACACAUUCUAAAGCAAGAACCGAACUGCGAACACUGCCAUGCUAAGAAGUUUGAGCGUGAGACCGAUGGUUUUUGUUGUCGAAACGGAACUAUAAAGCUGGCUGAACCAGAGCCUAUCCCGGAGCUAAUGAGGUUAUGGUCUAGCGCAGAUGCAGACUCUCGACAUUUUCGGGAGAGCAUACGAUUCUUCAACGGCCACUUCUCAUUCACAACUCUUGGCGUCAGCCUAGACAACGACUGCACAAACAUGAGGUCCAGGGUGUACACAUUCCGAGCUCAAGGCAAGAUGUACCACAACAUGCAUUCAUUCGGGCCGAACUCUUGCCCGGAACAUCUACAACUCUACUUCUACGACGAUGAUCCAAGUCUGGUACAUCGCAAGGAAGCCACCAAAGACCUGGACCAAGAGGUCGUGCGGAAGGUAGUGGACAUACUAAAAGGAAACCCCUACUCUGAGAAGUUCAGGAGUUUGGGCGCCCACAAGGACAACCUCCAGGACUACCAUAUAGAACUGAAUACCGACAAGAAGCUAGACCAACGGAGAUACAAUUUACCGGUGUCAUCCGAGGUGGCUGCGAUCUGGGUCGAGGGAAGCGACCUGGCAAAUAGGUUCAAGCGCAGCAUUACCCUAUACGGAAAUAACAAUGAGAGGCAUAGUAUACAUGCCACCCAAGGAUGCUAUGACCCGCUCUCGUACCCCCUCUUCUUCCCCAAGGGGGAGCUCGGUUGGCAUCCAAAUCUCCCUAAACGUGAUACGCCUUGGCACGUUGCGCAACUAUCAAGAGAGAACCGCGGGGACGAAGAUGGAGGUGCCAAUAUAUGCGUCUCCGUAAGGGACUACUACUGUUACCGACUACAGACGCGUCCGGCUAUAUUCAACCCCAUACUACAUGGAGGGCGUCUCUUCCAACAGUUUGCGGUCGACAUGUACAUAAAGAUUGAGGGUUGUAGGUUGAGUUGGUUCAGGGAGCACCAGCCAGAGAUACGUGCCGAUCUAUAUAAAGGCAUUGUGGAUAGCAUCACGGCUGGAGAGACUCGCGCAAGCGCUAUUGGGACAAGGAUUGUUCUCCCGUGGAAGUUCCAAGGGUGCUUCCGAGACAUGAAGCGCAGACAUAUGGACGCCAUGGCGUUGGUGCAAACGUACGGCAAGCCUGACAUCUUCCUGACGAUGACCUGUAACCCAAAUUGGCAGGAGAUACAAGAUGCACUGCUUCCAGGACAAACCCCACAAGACCGACCAGACAUUGUGGUCCGAGUGUUUAGGUCCAAGCUGGAGACGAUGAAAGAGAUGUUGACCAAGAAGCAUAUCCUAGGCGUUGUGAAGGCCUACGUCUAUGUGGUCGAGUUCCAGAAGAGGGGCCUCCCACACGCUCAUUUUCUGUUGAUCAUGGAUUCAAACUAUAAGCUCAUUGUGCCAGAGCAGUACGACCGCGUCAUAUCCGCCGAGCUCCCGGACAAGAAUAAGUACCCGGAGCUAUACGCCAUAGUCGUGAAGCAUAUGAUGCACGGCCCAUGUGGUGUCCUCAAGCCAAACAACGUGUGCAUGCAAGAUGGGUCGUGCAAGUGUAGGUACCCGCGGGCGUUCAACGAGACCACCGUACAAGGGAAAGACUCAUACCCCAUUUAUCGGAGACGGAAGGACGGCCGUUGUGCGAAGGUCCGAGGCCAGAUGCUAGACAAUAGAUGGGUUGUGCCUUACAACCCAUACCUCUUGCGGAUGUUUGACUGCCACAUCAACGUGGAGGUGUGCUCCAGCAUAAAGGCCGUCAAGUACCUAUAUAAGUACGUAUAUAAGGGCCACGAUCAAACUUCAUUCAAUAUCGAGAAGCCCGAUGCUGAUGGUAACAUAGACGAGAUCAAGAGAUUCGUUGAUGCAAGGUGGGUUACUCCACCAGAGGCCAUGUGGAGGAUAUUCGGCUUCAAGCUAUGUGAAAACCACCCGUCGGUCCUACCGUUGCCGCUUCAUCUCGAAAAUAUGCAAAUGGUCACAUUCAAAGCGGGAGAUAACCUAAACAACGUCGCCGCCCGAGAGAACCCAUCCAUGCUGACGGAGUAUUUCGUGGCUAACGAGAAGCACGCGUGGGCUCGGGAUAUUCUUUACAAAGAUUUUCCGAGAAGCUCAAGGUCCUUCGAAGAUCUCAAAACAGUGAACGGUGUGAUAUGUGAUAGCUUUCGUGAAGCCGCUGAGAGGAGGGGUCUCAUCGAGGCUGACAACACGCUCGACGAGUGCCUUACCGAGUCAGAGCAGUUCGCCAUGCCAGCCUCACUUAGGAGGCUGUUCGCAACAAUCUUGGUAUUCUGCGAGCCUGGAGAUGUGCGUGGCCUUUGGGAUAGGCACCUUGAGGCGAUGUCUGACGACUACCGGCGUAAACAUACAUGCCCAAAAGCAGUGGAGCAGAAGGUGUUGCUUGAUAUCAGGGGCAUGCUGCAGUCCAUGGGCAAAGACAUAAAAUCGUUCCCUCUACCAGACAUCGACAAGACCUAUGACAACACAGAUGGAGAGGCCAGGGAGGUCAUCGAGGAAACCAAUAUCCAAGUAGACAAGGAAGACGCUUCUCUAGCGACCUCACUAAACCACGAGCAGAAGCUUGCCUACGACGAAAUACUAGCGGCAGUUGAUGGCGGAAAUGGGGGCGUAUUCUUCGUGGAUGGCCCAGGAGGCACAGGGAAGACCUACCUUUACAGGGCAUUGCUCGCUAGGGUUCGAGGAGAGAGAAAGAUCGCGUUGGCCACAGCGACGUCAGGAGUUGCCGCUUCAAUCAUGCCAGGAGGCAGGACAGCCCACUCGAGGUUCAAGAUCCCACUAAACCUUGAAGAAGGAAAAUCAUGCAGCUUCACUAAGCAGAGUGGGACAGCCAAGCUCCUGAGAAUGGCUUCACUCAUUCUAUGGGACGAGGCAACCAUGACAAAACGGCAGGCAAUUGAGGCGUUAGACGUAAGCAUGCGAGACAUCAUGGAAUGCCCAUACCGACCUUUUGGGGGCAAGACUGUCGUGUUCGGUGGGGACUUCAGGCAGGUGCUUCCGGUAGUGAGGAAAGGGUCACGAGGUCAGAUAAUAGACGCAAGUCUACGGAGCUCGAAACUCUGGAAGGGCAUGCGCCAGCUAAAGCUCGUCAAGAACAUGAGGGCGCAAAACGACCGAUGGUUCGCGGAUUACCUCCUGAGGGUGGGUAACGGCACUGAGGAAACCGAUGAGGACGGAAACAUCCGGCUUCCCGAAGAUAUAUGUGUGUCGUCUACAGGCAAUGACGCGGCUGAUAUAAAGAAUUUGAUCGACCACGUGUUUCCUGCCCUAGACCACAACAUGGAAAAUCCGCAUUACAUGACUUCUCGAGCGAUUCUCUCCACAAGGAACGACAGUGUCGAUGGAAUAAACAUGCACAUGAUUGAGCGUUUUCAUGGCGAGGAGACGAUCUACUAUAGCUUUGAUAGCGCGGAGGACGAUCCACACGGCUACUACCCUCAAGAGUUCCUGAAUGACCUAACUCCUAAUGGGCUUCCCCCGCACGCGCUUAAACUGAAGAUAAAUUGCCCAGUUAUAUUGUUGAGGAAUAUCGACCCAGCUAACGGGCUAUGUAACGGCACGAGGUUUGUGGUUCGUGGGUUCCAGAGUAACGCCAUCGACGCAGAGAUCGUCGUGGGACAGCACGCAGGGGAGAGGGUGUUUCUUCCUCGGAUACCUCUAUGCCCAUCCGACGACGACAUGUUCCCAUUUAGAUUCAAGAGGAAGCAGUUCCCGAUCAGGCUCAGUUUUGCCAUGACGGUCAACAAGGCGCAAGGGCAGACCAUCCCGACUGUGGGCGUGUACCUACCAGAGCCGGUAUUCUCUCAUGGCCAGCUGUAUGUCGCGUUGUCCAGAGCCACCGCUAAAAGUAACAUCAAGAUCCUCGCCAUCAAGGACAAUGGAAAGGACAAGACAAAUAAUUCAAAGAAAAGAAAAAGAACCGAGUCCUUAGUGACGACCACAUUGAACAUAGUCUACAAGGAAGUUCUUAGCACUUGAACCCGCUAGACCAGAUU
Messenger RNA from Lolium perenne, 4205 nucleotides. NCBI's taxonomy places the organism in Eukaryota, Viridiplantae, Streptophyta, Magnoliopsida, Poales, Poaceae. The record is from RefSeq and is a predicted model, not a curated record.